Messenger RNA from Amphimedon queenslandica, 3655 nucleotides. RefSeq lists its product as uncharacterized. Gene Ontology annotation, molecular function: zinc ion binding; nucleic acid binding. NCBI's taxonomy places the organism in Eukaryota, Metazoa, Porifera, Demospongiae, Haplosclerida, Niphatidae. Gene Ontology annotation, biological process: DNA integration. The annotation marks the transcript as partial. The transcript has 2 exons. The record is from RefSeq and is a predicted model, not a curated record.
UCUUUAUUGGAAGGGAAAGCCAAGGAAACUAUUGCAGGCCUUGCCCUUACUGAUGUCAACUAUUCUACGGCGAUUGACUUAUUGGAGAAGAGGUUUGGCAGCAAGGAGAGGAUUACUGCAGCUCAUAUGGACGUACUGAUGAGCCUUGAUGCAGUUUCUUCUGAUCAUCAUAUUUUCGAGCUUCGUCGCCUGUAUGACAAGACUGAGUCUACAAUUAGGAGUCUAUCUGCAUUGGGAGUACCUGUGGACUCUUAUGGAGCAUUGCUGGCUCCUGUGUUCAUGAAGAAACUUCCAUCUGAGCUCAGACUUGCGAUUGCCCGAAAGGUUCCAGCAGAUGAUUGGAACAUGACAAGGAUACUGGAGGUGCUAUUAGCAGAGGUAGAAGCUAGAGAGAGGGCCUCCCUGCCUAAGACUAAACAGAGUGGUUUUACACCAAAGCGUGGAAGGGAUUUUCCCACUACUGCCACUUUUACUGGAGGUAGCCAGAGUGGUUGCUGCUUUUGCCAGCAAGAGGACCACACACCUGCCCAGUGUACUAAGGUCACUGGAGUUGAUGAGAGAAAGCGAAUAAUUAGAGAGCAGGGCAGAUGCUUUGUUUGCCUCCGCCCAGGUCACAUUAGUAAGCAUUGUCGCUCUUCAAUGAGCUGUGCUACUUGUAGAGGGAGACAUCACUCUAGUGUAUGUAUGAGGAACUCAAAGCCUAAAUCAGGCCAGAGGCCUCCUACUGUUAGAGAUAGUGCUUCCCCACAUUUGUCUAAGGGGCUUAAUCCAGAGACCCCUCCAUUUGAAGGAUCAAAUACGGGUGCCACAUUCUAUACUAGUUCUAGAGAGUCUACUCUCUUGCAAGUGGCACGCGUCUUUGCCUUCAAUCUAAAUGAGCCUGGUAAUAGAAUGUCUUUAUAUAUCCUAUUGGACAGUGGGAGCCAGUGCUCAUAUAUUACUCGAAGUGCAUGCCAGAGGUUGGGAUUGCCAUCUCUGGGCACUAAAUCAGUUUCUAUAAUGACCUUUGGGUCUAGAAAGGAGUGUCGUACUGAAUGCCAUGUUGUAAAACUGGGUCUUGAGCUUAAAAAUAAUGCUCAUAUGGAGCUUAAGCUGCUCACAGUUAGCCACAUUUGUGAGCCUUUGACGUAUGAAGCCAUAGAUUUGAAUAAGUAUCCUCAUCUGAAUAAUUUGGACUUUUCUAUUCCAUUGGAUCAUUGCCAGCAGAUAAAGCCAGACAUCUUAAUUGGAUCUGACCAGUAUUGGUCUCUACUUACAGGUGAGAUAAUGAAGAGUAACAAUGGGCCUGUUGCUCUAAACUCAUGCUUUGGCUGGAUUUUAUCUGGUACUGCUGCUGUGAAACAGUCUAGUGCACGGAGUGCUACUAUGGUCACCCAUGUUUUAAGGGUUGAUGGUGUCCAUGAAGACAUGAGCCUAGAACAUAGAUUACGUUCAUUUUGGGAGCUAGAAUCUUUAGGAAUUUUGGAAGAUGAGAAUUUAGUGCAAACUCAAUUUGGUGAUCAUGUGAAGUUUGCUAAUGGUAAGUAUGUUGUUUCCCUGCCUUGGAAAGACUCUUGCAUUUCUCUUGCUGAUAACUAUCAGCUUUGUUUACGUCGAUUGAGUGGUUUGUUUAAGCGCCUGAAGAGCUCUCCUGAGUUAUUGAAGAAAUAUGAUGAUAUCAUUAGAGAGCAACUAGCCUUGGGAAUUAUUGUCCCUGUUGAGAACUCUGAAGAAUGCAGUGUGGCUCGUAUACACUAUUUACCGCAUCAUUGUGUGUUGAGACAGGAUAAGUCUACUACAAAAUUAAGAAUUGUAUACGAUGCCUCUGCUAAGACUAACGGUCCAUCAUUGAAUAAUUGCCUCCAUAUAGGACCUUCAUUGCAUCAAAAGGUUUUUGAUAUUCUUUUGAGAUUUAGGAUGUGGCCUAUUGCUAUUGUGGCUGAUAUAGAGAAAGCCUUUCUUAUGAUUCAGGUGGCAGAUGUAGAUCAGGAUGUUUUGCGUUUUCUGUGGUACAAAGAUGUUUUUUGUGAGAAUCUUGAGCUUCAAAUUUAUAAGUUCACACGUGUUGUGUUUGGUGUAGCUCCAAGCCCAUACCUUCUCAAUGCCACCAUUGCUCAGCACUUAAGCACCUUUGAGUCGAGGUAUCCAGAUCUAAUUCAGAAGAUUAAAAACUCUAUUUAUGUGGAUGAUGUCAUAACUGGUGUUGAUAAUGUUUCUGAAGCAUUUUCUCUUUAUAAAGAUUCAAAAGAUAUAUUUGCUAAAGGAGGAUUUAAUUUAAGAAAGUUUUUAAGCAAUAAUGCAGAAGUACAGAGUCUAAUUGACUCAGCAGAGCAAGGUAUUGUUUUUGAAGGAGAUGAGCAUGAGACUUAUGCUCAGAGUACUUUAGGGAGAGUUAACUCUGCUCUGGGAAGUGAGCAGAAAGUUCUGGGUGUCCUGUGGGAUCCUAUUGCUGAUGAGAUCAUCAUUGAUCUUACUCUUAUUUUUCAUGAAGCAAAGAGACUUGAGCCCACUAAGCGUAAGCUAGUCAGUGUGAUUAGUAAGAUAUAUGAUCCUAUGGGGCUCAUCUCUCCUGUUAUAGUCAAUUUUAAGAUGCUUUUUCAAGGCUUGUGUAAUCAUAAGAUUGGAUGGGAUGAUUCUUUGCCUGAGCCACUAUUGCUUAAGUGGAAGCAACUCCUUACAGGCCUUGAAGCCCAGCCAUUGAGACUGGCACGUUACUGCACUACUAGUAAUUUAAGUAGUAAACCCAGAUUGAUAGGGUUCUGUGAUGCUUCAUUGAAGGCCUAUGCAGCUGUAGUAUAUUUGGAGAAUUGUGAUAAAGAGCUUGUGCUAUUGGCCUCAAAGACUAGAGUCUCUCCUUUGAAGAUUACUCGUGCUGUUCAUUUGGACAUAGUCACAGAUAAGUCUUCUCUUACUUUCCUCAGAUGUUUCAAACGAUUUGUGUCUCGAAGAGGUCUUCCCUCACUUAUAGUCUCAGAUAACGGAACUACUUGUAAAUCUGCUGCGAAAGUCAUUCGAUCUAUUCUGAGUCAUCCUGAGGUCCAACGGUAUUUCUCAAAUGUGAAUUUGAAAUGGAGCUUCAAUAUUGAGCGUGCCCCAUGGUGGGGUGGCUUUUUCGAAAGAAUGGUGCAGCUCCUCAAGCGUUGCUUACGUAAGAUGGUGGGACAGUCCAAGCUGACUUAUGAUGAGCUACUGACUAGUGUAACGGAAGUGGAGAUGAUAUUAAAUUCCCGUCCUCUUACUUAUAUUACAGCCUCUGAUAUGGAUGAGCCCAUAACUCCUUCUCAUUUGAUUCUGGGAAAGAGACUGAUGUCUCUACCUGAUUACUUAUCCUUGCCUGAUUCUGAAGAGUUUAGCCCAGAUUCAUCUCGACCUACUAUAACAAGGCGUUUGAAGUAUUUGAGUACUAUUCUGAAGCAAGGGAUAAAGUCGUUGCUAGUCUUUUGGACUAGUCUCAUUGUAAGCAGAGAUUGAGAUUGAAAUUAUUAUUGAUUUAUGUUUUCUUUUGUUUGUUAUUAUUGUUUUCUUGUUUUAUUUGAUUAUUUGUGAUAUUGAAUAGUAUUCUACUAUUCAAUGGGGGGUGUGUGUGAGGAUUUAUGUGUGAUUUAUAUUCAUUGUGCUUAUUGAUUGUCAGUUAUUAUUAAUUAUUAGUUCAUUAUUAUUCAUGAAUGUAUUUUGU